UGUCUGCGGCGGAAACCGCACUGGGCAGUACAAAGGACCAUUUGUCAUAUUUUGAAACUAAAGGUCAUGCGUAAAAUUGCCUACGUGGGGAAAUGUUGCACCGGGUAGGUGCGGUAAACAUGAAGUCUGCUGGGCAGCAGGUUCCCCAUUGAAAUGGCACAACCUUCACGUGUCCAAAGCGACCCGCCCCCGAGCACAGAACGAACGUUGAUGGUGUUAACGAUCCCCGAGGACGAGGUGGAAGACGUGCUGGACUUCAUCAAGAACGCCAUCUUAGACGCCAUGUCUGCCGACAACACGCGCCACUCUGUUGCUUUGGCUCUGGCAGCUGGGAUCACCAGAGAACCUCCUCCUCUUCCGCUGGGACCUCGAGAGGGCGCCCAAGAUGCUCAAGACGGGGCAGUGACGAGCGCCGUCAAGCCUUGGGACUGGAAAGCUGUUGUAGAAAGUGAUGACGAAGACGUAGACGACAUGGAGGACGCCCUUUUCAGGUCAAUCUUUGAGCAACGGAGGGAGCAGACUCAACCAUCUGCGGAGACCAGAGCUCCUUCUGCUUCGCGGACACAGCCAAGCUCGACUGCACAGCAGCGUCCUCGUCCUCCAGAGCCUCCACCGUCAAGUUGACAAAUAAACGAUUGGAUGUCGCUCCGGCA
This is a messenger RNA of Ornithodoros turicata, 653 nucleotides long. RefSeq lists its product as uncharacterized. The record is from RefSeq and is a predicted model, not a curated record. NCBI's taxonomy places the organism in Eukaryota, Metazoa, Arthropoda, Arachnida, Ixodida, Argasidae. The transcript has 4 exons. The coding region runs from base 154 to 624 and encodes 156 amino acids.